GACAGCAACAUGGAGCUCGAGGAGGAGUUGUUUCUGCGCAUGUCCGCGUGUGCACGGCCAGAAACAGACAGAUAGCUGCUGAAUUGAGGAAAAACUGGCAAAGACAAAGGACUGAGACACAUUUACAGAACCAGGAGACACUAUAUUGAGUUUUUACACCGGUUUAUAAUAGCCAAGGUGUUCGAGGACCACCAGGAAGCGGACAGGUUCUUUGACUCUCCAAGCAUCGAAUCCUUGUUGAAUCCAGUGGAACCCACCCCUCCUGGUCGAUGGAAAUACCUGCAAAUCUCUAGUCUCGUAUGGAAACAGCUGCAAGCCGGAGAUGGAGGAAGUGGAAACACACAACUCUUUUGUGGAGUAAUCGUCAUUUCGCUUCGGGAGCAUCUUUGUUAGCUGGCAGAUCCAUCAUCUUGAGUUCCUGUUGACCUUUUCUCCACGUCUAGAGAGCAGGUGUUACACCCCCCCCCCCCCCGCUCCUCUCGGCUGGGAGGUUGCUCUGGUAAUGGUUGCCAUGAUGCUGAUGUAGCGUCGGAAGCUGGCUUUCUCCCAUGCUGAUGUAGCGUCGUGAAGCUGGUAGUUGUGGAGCUGGAGGAGAAGGAGGUGUUGGAGGUGGAGGAGGAGGUGAACGUUUGGGGAUGGGCAGCGCUCCAUAUCCAGCGGGGGAGUGGAAGGGGAAGGGGAGAGGAGGCCUUCAGGAGCUGGGCUGCAUGCGCUGGAAGGUCAGCAAGCAGAAAGGAGGAGGAGGAGGAGGAGGAAGAGAGGCAGCAGAGGAGAGGAGGUGCAGGGAUCCCACGGACCCUCAGCAGGAUCUCUCGUCCUCCUCUUCCUCCCUCACCCCUCCUCUUCCUCCCCCUCUGACCCCCCUGCCCAUUUAUCACGAGAAGCAGCGGCGGGAGCUGUGCGCCCUUCACGCCCUGAACAACGUCUUCCAGGACGGCACGGCCUUCAGCAGGGACACCCUGCAGGAGAUCUACCAGAGGCUUUCUCCCAGCACUCUGGUGACGCCGCACAAGAAGAGCAUGCUGGGAAACGGGAACUACGAUGUAAACGUCAUCAUGGCGGCGCUGCAGACCCGCGGGUUCGAGGCCGUUUGGUGGGAUAAAAGAAGGGAUGUGGGCAGCAUCGAGCUGUCCAACGUGACAGGCUUCAUCCUGAACGUCCCAUCUAACCUGCGCUGGGGUCCUCUGAUGCUGCCGCUCAAACGCCAGCACUGGAUGGGAGUCAGGGAGGUGGGGGGGGUCUACUACAACCUGGACUCCAAGCUGCGCAGCCCUCAGCCAAUCGGAGCGCCCGACCACGUCAGGAAGUUUCUCCGGCAGCAGCUGCGAGGGAAGAACUGUGAGCUCCUAUUGGUCGUCUCAGAGGAAGUGGAGGCGCACCAAACAUGGCGGACGGACGGCUAACGGUUCAACCUGCCGCUCUUAACGGGCCAAUCACAGGACAGGAAGUCGUGCACAGCCAAUCACGUGGAUGCAGGAUGUUCUUCUCCUCCCUUUCUUUUUGAGGUUUUGUUUACACGGCCAUUGCUGGACUCUUUAUCGGAGAGGAUGCAAAGCAAUGAAGGAAGCAAACACUUUACAGGGACAAUCACAGUCCUUUACUCACAACAUACUUAUACAAAUAUUGUGUUUUUAUAUAUAUAUAUAUAUAUUGACUAUUUUUCAUUGUCAGUUUUUGUUUCUUUUUACUGUUUCCAAAGUGAUGGGAGUUUAUGAAAAAUGCUGAUUAUCCGCAGUGACGCUCCCGGCUUCAGCCAUGUUUCCACAGACGUGUUUCCCGUCCUUCACUUUCACCAAAGCGUGCCCUUUCUGCCUCUUUUUUUCAUCUCAUCACAGGUCAAAAUGGAGUGAUUCAUCACGUUGCCAACUUUGUAUUUCAUCCACUUUCCAAACACAGUUUUAUAUUAUGCAACAGAGCAAUGCAACUCCCGGGCCGAGCACUCGCUCUGCUGGAUCUCUCACUCAGUUUCCUAGAAGUAAUGGCGUCAUUAAUCCAGUUUUCUGUGAUUGUUCACAUUGAAACGGUUUCUCUAAAGUAGAGAGGGGGACAGGAAAUAAGGCUAAAGUUAUGGUGUUCAUCUCGUAUUAGAGUUAUACUGCAUACAAUACAAGAAGACAUCUAAUUAGGGAGAAAAACCUUCUAUCUUAAUUAUUCAAACUCACAGAAAUGUGCCAUACUUUAUGUAAACAGUUGGCAUGACUUUGCAAAAGCUAGAUCUGGGGGUUAUUGUGCUAACGAUACUCAUGUCUGAUUGGACUGAAAUUAGUUCUAGAUGUAAUAUAUUUCAAAUGAGGGUGAUAAGAGAAAGUGUUUCUAUUUUUGUUGAAAUGUAAUCUUACAAAAUGACACAUUGACCGUACCUAAUUUAAAAUGUUCAGCCCCAGGGAGAGUUAUUUUUGACUUUUAAAGAGGGCCUGUCGUGCUUUUGGGGGUAUGAUAAAUGUUUGAGCAUUAAAGCAUGUCACAGUAGAGACACUACAUACACACAUGAAACCUGAAACUGAGUAUAAUAGGGCCCCUUUAAAACACUUUGAAACACUCAGCGAGGGUCUCAAAUGUGCAAGAGGACGUUUUAGAAAAGUGGAUUUAGGAGGAGAUGAAGCGCAGUGUGCCUAGGUGUAGAGAAAUGUAAAAAAGAACGGUUUUUUUGGUGGAUUUCUGUGAAAAGAGCCUUACGAGAGAUUCCUCUGUUUGUAGCUUUCAAAUCAGCUCAAGAGAAACUGUUAUUUCUAUUGUGUCUAAAUGACGAUAUUGGCCUUAACUUGUUUACAUUUCAAAUAUAUAUGUGUUGCUCUGAAAGAAUAAGAUGCCAUUUAUCAGGAGAUUUAAUCCAAAGCACCAAUUUAUCAGAUCACAUCAUUUAAAUAUGAUGUUUUCACUUUUGCAGCCAAGGGCUUUGUGUCGUUUCUUUUGGACCUUCAACCUCUAAAUGUCGCGUUAUGUCAACGUGAAGCAUCAGAGAGGUUUUCAUUCAUUUGCUUUUGGAGAUUUUUGGACCCACUCACAUCAUAUCUCACGGUUGCAUUUAUUCAACAUGUGCUUUUCUUGUUGCCAUGACAAUCCAUUCAGCCCUUCCCACUGAAGGAAUCCUGAUAUUGUUGUAUUUUUUUUAUGUUUUGCAUAGAAAUAAAAUGCUUAUAAUGGCACUUUAUGUACAAACGACA
Molecule: messenger RNA, 3164 nt
Organism: Gymnodraco acuticeps
Lineage: Eukaryota; Metazoa; Chordata; Actinopteri; Perciformes; Bathydraconidae
Gene: josd1
Product: Josephin domain containing 1
Exons: 7
Coding region: 636-1403 (255 amino acids)
Biological process (GO): protein deubiquitination
Molecular function (GO): cysteine-type deubiquitinase activity
Source: RefSeq, a predicted model, not a curated record